Candidozyma duobushaemuli is the source of this 1107-nucleotide messenger RNA. RefSeq names its product tryptophan--tRNA ligase (gene MSW1). Gene Ontology annotation, molecular function: ATP binding; tryptophan-tRNA ligase activity. NCBI's taxonomy places the organism in Eukaryota, Fungi, Ascomycota, Pichiomycetes, Serinales, Metschnikowiaceae. Gene Ontology annotation, biological process: mitochondrial tryptophanyl-tRNA aminoacylation. The record is from RefSeq and is a predicted model, not a curated record. Gene Ontology annotation, cellular component: mitochondrial matrix; mitochondrion. The transcript has a single exon. Bases 1 to 1107 code for a protein of 368 amino acids.
AUGCUAAGAACGGGAAUUAGAGCCGUGCGCAACAAGGCCACUGUGGCGAGCAUAGAUAGGGUAAGUGAGUUUCCAGCGGACUCAAGAAUCUUUUCACUUAUACAACCAACUGGAAAGAUCCACCUAGGAAACUACUUGGGUGCGCUCAAGAACUGGAAGCACAUAGCGAAUGAAGCCCCACCAUCAGUGAGCUGUUUCUUCGGAACAGCGGAUCUCCACUCCUUGACAAUACAGCCUGAGCCAAACACUCUUAGAGAGAACAGGGACGGCGCCAUCGCCAGUUUACUUUCCCUGGGUCUUGAUCCGCACAGAUGUGUGAUUUUUCACCAGUCGAGCAUUCCAGAGCACGCCGAACUCAAUUGGAUCCUUGUGUGCUUGACGAGUAUGGGAGCAUUAAACCGAAUGACUCAGUGGAAGCUGAAGGCCAAUAUCAACGAAAGCCAGAGCAUCUACACAGAAAAGGUGAUGGGCCAGACAAAAGCAGGUCUCUUAAUAUACCCUGUUCUCCAAGCAGCUGAUGUCUUGCUCUACAACUCCACCCAUGUGCCUGUCGGCGACGACCAGGCCCAGCAUUUGGAGCUUUGCCGCAACAUUGCUUCAACUUUCAAUCACACCUACGGGAACUUUUUCCAUCUUCCCCAGACGCUUCUCACACCGGCUAAGAAGAUUGCAAGUUUGAGAACACCAGAGAAAAAGAUGUCAAAAAGUGACCCUGAUCAGAAUUCAUCAGUUUACGUGAAUGACGAGCCAGACGUCAUUGCGAAGAAGUUCCGUAAGGCUGUCACAGACUCUGUUCAAGGACCCGUUACGUUUGACCCUGUGAACAGACCAGGAGUAUCAAAUUUGGUAAGCAUUAUCUCCGGCAUUCUCGACAAAAGCACAGAGCAGACAGUCAAGGACUUGGCGUGGAUCGAAAACCACAAGCAACUAAAGGACUACGUUACGGAGGUUGUCGUGGAGGAGUUCAAGGACAAGCGAGCUGAGUACGAGCGGUUGAUUGGCGACCGUGCCUAUUUGGCUGAAGUUACAGCCCUAGGUACCAACAAGGCUCGUGAAAUAGCCACAAGCAACCUUCAGCAGGUCAAAAAACUUGUUGGUUUAGCGUGA